UAUAAGAAUGAUUUGAAAAGACACGUGAGAACCCACACUGGUGAGAAACCUUUUGCCUGUUCAGAUUGUGGCCAAAGAUUCUCUCAGGAUGCAAACUUAAAAAGACACAUGAGAAUACACACAGGUGAGAAACCUUUUGCCUGUUCUGAUUGUGGCCAAAGAUUCUCUCAAAAGGGAGCCUUAAAAAAGCAUACAAGAACCCACACUGGUGAGAAACAGUUUGCCUGCUCAGUGUGUGGCCAAAGAAUCUCUUCGAGGGAGACCUUACAAAUACACAAAAGAACACACAUUGGUGAGAAACCUUUUGCCUGCUCAGUGUGUGGCCAAAGAUUCUCUGAGAAGAGAACCUUAAAAACACACACAAGAACACACACUGGUGAGAAACCUUUUGCCUGCUCAGUGUGUGGCCAAAGAUACUCUCAGAAGGGAACCUUAAAAGCACACACCAGAACACACACUGGUGAGAAAACUUUUGCCUGCUUAAUAUGCGGCCAAAGAUUCUCUUGGCGGGUAAGCUUAAAAACGCACGUAACAACCCACACUGGUGAGAAACCUUUUGCCUGCUCAGUGUGUGGCAAAAGAUUCUCUGAGAAGGGAACCUUAAAAACACACACAAGAACACACACUGGUGAGAAACCUUUUGCCUGCUCAGUGUGUGGCCAAAGAUACCAUCAGAAGGGAACCUUAAAAAAACACACCAGAACUCAUACUGGUGAGAAACGUUUUGCCUGCUUAAUUUGCGGCCGAAGAUUCUCUUGGCGGGGAAGCUUAAAAACGCACGUAAGAACCCACACUGGUGAGAAACCGUUUUCCUGCUCAGUUUGUGGCCAAAGAUUCUCUCAGAAAGAUCACGUAAUUAACCACACAAGAACCCACACUGGUGAAAAACCUUUUUCCUGCUCAGUUUGUGGCCAAAGAUUCUCUGAGAACGGAAGGUUAAAAAAGCACGUCAGAACCCACACUGGUCAGAAACCUUUUUCCUGCUCAGUUUGUGGCCAAAGAUUCUCAAGGAAGUCUCAGGUUAGGAAUCACCAAUGUAUUGAUGAUAUGAACAGUGAUCAAUGAAAUUCUCACCUAUCAUCUGAGCAGGCUUGUUGUAUUUUAUGUACCUUCUUAUUUGGAUGCUGAAGUUUUCUUUUCCUUGAGUGCAUCAAA
Molecule: messenger RNA, 1155 nt
Organism: Hippocampus comes (tiger tail seahorse)
Lineage: Eukaryota; Metazoa; Chordata; Actinopteri; Syngnathiformes; Syngnathidae
Product: oocyte zinc finger protein XlCOF6-like
Exons: 2
Coding region: 109-1065 (318 amino acids)
Biological process (GO): regulation of transcription by RNA polymerase II
Cellular component (GO): transcription regulator complex; PcG protein complex; chromatin
Molecular function (GO): DNA-binding transcription factor activity, RNA polymerase II-specific; RNA polymerase II cis-regulatory region sequence-specific DNA binding
Source: RefSeq, a predicted model, not a curated record